Messenger RNA from Acaulospora colombiana, 872 nucleotides. The record is from the annotation of a GenBank genome assembly. NCBI's taxonomy places the organism in Eukaryota, Fungi, Glomeromycota, Glomeromycetes, Diversisporales, Acaulosporaceae.
AUGGGAAAAGAUCUUUACUUGAAUUAUCCUUCGGCUCGACAUGUUUUUGAAGAAGCCGAUGAAACUUUAGGAUUAAAUCUAUCAAAGUUAAUAUUUGAUGGGCAACAGAAAGAUUUGAUGAUGACAGAAAAUGCACAGCCCGCAAUAUUAGCAACGUCUAUCGCUACGUUCAAAGUAUUGGAGAGCGAAUAUGGCUUCGAUAUUGCAACUUCCUGCUCAUAUGCGCUUGGUCAUUCUUUGGGCGAAUAUUCCGCAUUGGUCGUUACCAAAGCCUUGUCUUUGUAUGACGCCUUUAAACUUGUUCGGCGGCGUGGUGAAGCCAUGGCAAGCACGGUUGCCAGUUUAGGAGUCAAAACAGCGAUGGCCGCUCUAAUAGUCCGUGAGGAAAACUUGCCUAAACUUCGAGGCGCGAUAGAGGAAGUUUGUUCGACGUUACCCGACGGAGAAUUUGUUGAAUUAGCUAACCUCAAUAGUUCUUUUCAGGCAGUCAUAAGCGGAACUAGCCAAGCUGUGGAUCAAGCGUCACGUGUUUUGCAGUCAAAAAGACUCGCAGCGCGUGCCGUCGAUCUUCCCGUGUCGGCUCCGUUCCACUGUAAGUUGAUGCAGCCUGCAGCCGCACAUAUGCAAGAAGCAUUAAAAGGAGUUAAGUUUGAAAAGCCAAUUAUAGAUGUCAUAACAAAUGUGACUGCUAGUCCGAUACAAUCUGCCGACGAUAUACCGUCCUUAUUGGUGCGACAAGUGACAUCUACCGUGCAAUGGCAAAGGAGCAUAAAGUAUUGUAGGCAAGCGGGUAUCAAUAAUUUUAUUCUGCUUGGACCCGCGAGAGUAUUGGCCAAUUUGUUGAAGAAAGACUUCCCUCAUGAUUAUAUAAG